Messenger RNA from Pyrgilauda ruficollis (rufous-necked snowfinch), 2012 nucleotides. RefSeq names its product POU domain, class 6, transcription factor 1-like. The record is from RefSeq and is a predicted model, not a curated record. The annotation marks the transcript as partial. The transcript has a single exon. Gene Ontology annotation, biological process: regulation of transcription by RNA polymerase II. NCBI's taxonomy places the organism in Eukaryota, Metazoa, Chordata, Aves, Passeriformes, Passeridae. Gene Ontology annotation, molecular function: RNA polymerase II cis-regulatory region sequence-specific DNA binding; DNA-binding transcription factor activity, RNA polymerase II-specific.
CCAGGUUCGAGAAGCUGGACAUCACGCCCAAGAGCGCGCAGAAGCUGAAGCCGGUGCUGGAGAAGUGGCUGCGGGAGGCGGAGCAGCGGCAGCGGGAGGGGCAGCAGCACCUGCUGGAGUUCGUGGGGGGCGAGCCGGGCAAGAAGCGCAAGCGGCGCACCUCGUUCACGCCGCAGGCGCUGGAGGCGCUCAACGCGCACUUCGAGCGCAACGCGCUGCCCACGGGCGCCGAGAUCACGCGCAUCGCGCAGGAGCUGCGCUACGAGCGGGAGGUGGUGCGGGUGUGGUUCUGCAACCGCCGCCAGACCCUCAAGAACACCAGCAAGCUGAACGUGUUCCACGUGCCCUGAGCGCGGCGCCCGGCCCGGCUCUGCCCCGCCGCCCGCCGCCCGGCCCGCCUCCAGCGGCUCCCGGUGCCGCCAGCCGGGAGCGCCGGGAGCGCCCCGGGGCCGCCCGGCCUCCUGCCAUCAGCACUUUGGGCACUGGUUCUGUCCCUCUGCCGCCUGGUUCCACCACCACGCCUGUCCCUCUGCCACCUGGCUCCAUCUCCACACCUGUACCCGUGUCCAGCACACCUGUGCCUGUGUCCAGCACACCUGUAUCUGUGUCCAUCACACCUGUACCCAUGUCCAGCACACCUGUAUCUGUGUCCAGCACACCUGUAUCUGUGUCCAUCACACCUGUACCCGUGUCCAGCACACCUGUAUCUGUGUCCAACACACCUGUAUCUGUGUCCAGCACACCUGUACCCAUGUCCAGCACACCUGUACCUGUGUCCACCAUGCCCAGACCUGUGUCCAGCACACUUUUACCUGUGUCCAGGCCCUCACCUGCCCCUCAGCAACUCCCACAUGCCCUAAACUGGGAGCACCCGGGUUCCCCGGCCUCCUGCCAUCAGCACUUUGGGCACUGGUUCUGUCCCUCUGCCACCUGGUUCCAUCACCACACCUGUACCUGUGUUCAGCACACCUGUGCCUGUGUCCUCUACACCUGUACCUGUGUCCACCGUGCCCAUACCUGUGUCCAGCACACCUGUGCCUGUGUCCUCUACACCUGUACCUGUGUCCAGCACACCUGUGCCUGUGUCCUCUACACCUGUACCUGUGUCCACCGUGCCCAUACCUGUGUCCAGCACACCUGUACCUGUGUCCAACACUCAACGUCUUCCACAUGUUCUGAACUGGGAGCACUGGGAGCAUCCCAGUUCCCAGUCACAGUCCCCCCUGACCACCUGCCAUCAGCACUUCGGCCACUGAUUUUGUCCCUUUGGCCGCUGAUUUUGUCCCCUUGGUCACUGGUUUUGUCCCUGUGGCCACCCCCGUGUCCCUCCAGCCCUGUGCCCGUACCUGUGCCCACCCCACUGUGCCCUCAGCGCACUGAACUGGGAGCACUGGGAGCCCCCUGUGUGUCCCACCAGUCCCAGCCCCUUGACCUCCAGCCAUCAGCACUUUGGCCGCUGGUUUUGUCCCUUUGGCCACGGAUUUUGUCCCUCUGCCCCCGUGCCUGUACCUGUGCCCACCUGUGCCUGUGUGUGCCCCCCGUUCCCUCCUCUCACACACGGCCCGAGCGUGUCGAUGUCACACCUCCCCCACCUGUGACACCCGUGGUGACAGACCCCCCCGAGUGUCACACGCCCACCCAAAAUCAGCGAUUUCCAUUUUCCUGGGUUUUGCCCUUUUUCCUGUGUUACUGAGGCGAUGUUACGGCUCACCAGGGGCGACCCCAAAUUUGUGUCACCCCCACUUUGCGGGUCCCCCACCUCGUGAGGGGCUUCUGGGGGUGAUCCCCCACCUUGGGGACGUCCCGUGGGCGGCUUUUGGGGACAUCACCCCUGGGUUUGGGGGGCGUGAACCCCAAAACAGAGGCAGCGCCCCUUCCCCAGCUCCCCCUGCCCUGAGUCCCCCCGGGAGCGAUGGGAGGGGAGCUUUGGGGGGGACACGGGGGCGCCCGCUGGGGCCGCGACAGACUGAUGCACUUGAUGUAGUGGUGUGAAAUAAACAGUAUUUUUCUUU